AUGGGAUGUAUAAAAUCAAAAAGGAAAGAGAAUCUGCAUGGAGAUGGGCUAGAUUUGAAGAAUCAACCAGUACGUAAAACUGAACGAACUAUUUAUGUGAGGGAUCCAACGUCCAAUAAACAGCAAAGGCCAGGAAAUACAGAAGCACAACUCUUACCAGGACAGAGGUUUGUCAGUGAAGAAACAGAGGAGCAUGGAGUGAUUGUGGUAGCUUUGUAUCCCUAUGAUGGCAUUCAUGAAGAUGAUUUGUCCUUCAAAAAAGGAGAAAAAUUGAAAGUUAUUGAGGAGCUAGGAGAAUGGUGGCGAGCAAAAUCUCUCACAACAAGGAAAGAAGGCUUCAUUCCCAGCAACUAUGUAGCAAAAGUAAACACCUUGGAAACAGAAGAAUGGUUCUUCAAAGACAUAACCCGAAAAGAUGCAGAGAGACAACUCCUGGCUCCUGGAAAUAGUCCUGGAUCUUUCCUUAUCAGAGAAAGUGAAACAUUAAAAGGCAGUUAUUCUCUCUCCAUACGAGACUAUGAUCCACAGCAUGGCGAUGUUAUUAAGCACUACAAAAUUAGGAGUCUAGACAACGGAGGAUUUUACAUCUCUCCAAGAAUAACUUUUCCCAACAUCAAUGAUAUGAUCAAGCAUUAUCAAAAGCAAUCGGAUGGCUUAUGCAGAAAGUUGGAAAAAGCUUGUAUUAGUCCUAAGCCUCAAAAACCAUGGGAUAAAGAUGCAUGGGAAAUUCCACGGGAAUCCAUUAAAUUAGUGAAGAAAUUGGGAGCUGGUCAGUUUGGAGAAGUCUGGAUGGGUUACUAUCAUAACAGCACGAAAGUGGCUGUGAAGACUCUGAAGCCUGGAACAAUGUCUGUGCAAGCCUUCCUGGAGGAAGCCAACCUCAUGAAAACUCUCCAGCAUGAUAAGCUCGUUAGGCUUUAUGCUGUAGUGACCAAAGAAGAACCUAUUUAUAUUAUAACAGAAUUCAUGGCUAAAGGAAGUUUGCUGGAUUUUCUGAAGAGUGAUGAAGGAAGUAAAUUAUUGCUUCCAAAGCUAAUUGACUUCUCUGCUCAGAUUGCAGAAGGGAUGGCAUACAUAGAAAGAAAAAAUUAUAUCCAUCGAGAUCUGAGAGCAGCGAAUGUUCUGGUUUCGGACUUACUGAUGUGCAAAAUUGCUGAUUUUGGACUAGCAAGAGUCAUCGAAGACAAUGAAUAUACAGCAAGGGAAGGUGCAAAAUUCCCGAUUAAAUGGACAGCACCAGAGGCAAUUAACUAUGGAUCUUUCACUAUUAAAUCCGAUGUGUGGUCGUUUGGAAUUCUCCUGUAUGAAAUCGUCACAUAUGGAAAGAUUCCUUAUCCAGGUAUGAGCAAUUCGGAUGUGAUGGUUGCUCUUCAGCGUGGGUACCGAAUGCCACGCAUGGAAACCUGUCCAGCAGAGCUUUACGAUAUCAUGAAAACAUGCUGGAAAGACAAAGCAGAAGAGAGGCCAACAUUUGAUUAUCUACAGAGUGUGCUUGAUGACUUCUACACAGCAACAGAAGGGCAGUAUCAACAACAGCCAUAG
Messenger RNA from Apaloderma vittatum (bar-tailed trogon), 1542 nucleotides. RefSeq names its product LYN proto-oncogene, Src family tyrosine kinase (gene LYN). The record is from RefSeq and is a predicted model, not a curated record. Bases 1 to 1542 code for a protein of 513 amino acids. Gene Ontology annotation, biological process: cell differentiation; cell surface receptor protein tyrosine kinase signaling pathway; protein phosphorylation. Gene Ontology annotation, molecular function: ATP binding; non-membrane spanning protein tyrosine kinase activity; signaling receptor binding. Gene Ontology annotation, cellular component: extrinsic component of cytoplasmic side of plasma membrane. The transcript has 12 exons. Lineage: Eukaryota; Metazoa; Chordata; Aves; Trogoniformes; Trogonidae.